Messenger RNA from Poecile atricapillus (Black-capped chickadee), 4091 nucleotides. It is a transcript of the gene FHAD1, whose product is annotated as forkhead associated phosphopeptide binding domain 1. Gene Ontology annotation, molecular function: protein binding. NCBI's taxonomy places the organism in Eukaryota, Metazoa, Chordata, Aves, Passeriformes, Paridae. The record is from RefSeq and is a predicted model, not a curated record.
AUGCGAGCUUUCCUAAAGAAUUCAGAGCGGUGUUUCCAGCUGAAAUCCGACACCACGACCAUCGGGAGCCACAGAGGGGCCGACAUCGUCCUGCAGGCCGCAGGUGUGGCAGAACUUCACGCAGCCCUGGAAUUCUCCGCCUCAGACAACAGCUUCAUCCUUCAGGACUUCAACUCUCCCCACGGCACCUUUGUCAACAGCUGCCAGGUCCAAAACGCGGCCGUCAGGGUGAGCCCGGGGGAUAUCCUGAGCUUCGGCACGGCGGGAGCGUCCUUGGAGCUGGUGCUGGAUGGGGCUGCCCAGAUGUCCUGUCCCCCCUUGAAGCGUCGCAUAGGGUGGAGCAGGCAGCUCCAGGUGGGUGCAGAGCCCAAAGCCUGGACUCCUUCAUCACCUCUGGGCCUGCCCUCGCUGCAGUGGCAGCUUCCCCCCAGCUCCCUGGGCAGGGGGACCCCCAGAGCCCACGGCCACGAGCCCCAUCUGCCUGUGCCAAGGCGACCUGCGAGUGCCCGGGGCAGGAGCACGGCCGGUGCCACCUCUCUGGACACCUUCAGCAGGAGCUCUGCAGCCAGGCCAGUCUCAGCCAGCUUCCCAGGGGAUGGUGCAAAGGGGGGACCCCCUUCCCUGGGCACUCACCAGGCGAAUCUCCUCCUGCAGGAGAAGGGUGAGAAGCUGCUGGAGAAGGAGAUGGGUCACCUUUUUGGUUUGGAUACAAAGGGGAGGGAUGUGGUGACAAGAGACCUGCAGGAGGAGAUCGCAGCCAUGGCAAAGAAACUGGCCCAGGCAGCAGUGAGGAGCGAGGCUGAGCUGACCCAGAAGCUUCUCACCUUCAACCGAGAGCUGGGAGCCCAAACAGAGGAGAUCAAAGCCCUGAGGGAACAGAUCAGUGACCUGCAGAAAGGCUCAAACCAGGUUUUCAGCCAUUCCCUUCAUGAGAGAGACCUGGAGAUCGGGAGGCUGCAGAGAGAAAGUGAGAAGUUGAAGAAGGAGCAGGCUUUGACUGCAGGUCUGAUGAGCAACAUGAAAAGGGAGCUGGUGCAAAAGGAGCAGAAAAUCCAGCAACUCCAGCAAGGGACAGAAAAACUGAUUAAGGAAAACCAAGAGAAGGACAAUCAGCUGGCUGUGGCUUCAGCCAAGUGCUUGAGAAUUAAAGAAGAAGCAAAGCAUGAACUUGGAGAGGAGGAACUAAUCUCCUGCAGAAAUCGCAUUGAGGAGCUGGAGCAGGACCUGGAGGGGCUGCAGGGGGAGAUCCAAAAGCACGAGAGUGUCCAAAAGCAACUGGCUGAGAAAGCCAAGGCAGAGGAGGAGCUGAAGGCAGCCUGGUCCCAGCAGCUGCGGGAGAUGGGGCACAGGGAGCGCCUGCUGAGGUCUGAGCUGCAGCGAGCUGGGGAGCAGCUGGAGUCCUUCAAGACCCGAGUGAUGCAAGUCUGUUCUCCAUCAGCAGCUGGCAGCACAGGGAAAGCUGUAACGGAGCAGCAGGUGAUAGAGAAGGUCAGGCAGAUCUCUGAUGAGAACCAACAGAGUCACGAGAGAGAGAGGAGUCUGCAGAAGGAAUUAAGCUCCAAGCUCGCAAAGGAGGAGGAGGUGUCUGCAAACAUCGAGGUGUUCAAGAACUCCCUGCAGAAGCUCCAGGCCUGCCUGAGGAGCUCCUGCAGCAGCUCCAGCCUGAGAGAGGAGCUGGGGCAGCUGGAGGUGUUGUGCCUGGAUCCCUCUGUCUCAGCCAUCAGGACAGCAGUGGUGGACAUGGCACGUGGUCCCCUGGCCUGGCUGGAGGGUGCAGAGCAGCUCCUGGACAGCCUGGGGAUGGACCUGCACACCUCUGGCAAAGGGCUGUUGGCUGCUCUCGAGAGCUUGUCGGAGAAGAUGCAGGAGAUGGCCCAGAGCAAUCAGAUGUUGCAGGAGCAAUUAAAGAAGCUCCAGGAGCUGCAGGCAGAGCUGCUGCAGGAGCACACUGAGGAGCUGGAAGCUAAACAUGAGCAAGACUUAGAGAUAAAAAUCCAGCAAAUCGUCCUGGAAAAGGACAAGGAGCUCAAACAGAUUCUGGAAAGCGCUGUUGCUGAGGAGAAGGACAAGUGCAAGAAAUCUGUGGAGGAAGAACAGAAGAAGAUCCAGGAGUUGGAAAGCCACCUAAGAAGCAUGGCUGAGGCAACAGCAAAGAAGGCAGAGGAGCAAGAAGUGACAGAGGGAAAGCUGAGAGAAGCUUUGCAUGAGCUGAAGAAAAUCACUGCACAAGAGGUGGUGCUACAGCAGCAGGUGCUUCAGCAGGACCAGCAGCUCAGGGCUGUCCAGGAGGAAAAUGAGUCACAGAGACAGAAACUGCUAGAAGAUGUAGCAGGAUACAGGGAGCAAAGCAAGCAGCACUCCCUGACCAUCCUGGCUUUAGAGGACAGGCUGCUGGAGGCCACUCAGCAGCAGAAGGUGCUGGAGGAGGAAAAGGCAGCACUUGUGGGAGAAAUAGAAGGAAUGCAGUACAGGAAGGUGUUCAUGGGCGCCCUGCCACGAGGUUUCCCUCUGGCUGUGAGACCUGCACUGAUCUUCCCCAGGAAACUGCGGGAGGAGCUGGCAGUGGCCCAGGGCACGCUCCUGGAGAAGAGGGCAGUCAUCAGCAGGCUCAGCAGGGAGCUGUCAGAAACCAGAGCCAGGAUGUCGGACAUGAGAGGGGAGCUGAGUGAAGAGCAGAAGGUGGAGCUGGAGCACAGCCAGAGGCAGCUGAAACACCGGGAGUGGGAGGUGAACCAGCUCAGGGAGAAGCUAUCCGAGAUGUCCAGCCUUGUGGAGGAGAAGGAUGGGGCCCUGAAAGCAGCAGCUCAGGAGUUAAGCCAAGCCCAAACGCGCUGCCGGGUGCUGAGGGACGCUUCCCAACAAACCCUGGAGAGCCCAGAGGAUGCUCCCAGGACACCCCUGCAGGUGGGUGAAGCCUCUCAGAGGGGGAAUCAUCACGGGGAGCACCGAGGCUGGAAAAGGGAAGAGCUGGCAGGUGGUGGCAGCAGCAGAUGGAGGGACUGAGGAAUUGUACAUUCCGUACAGCCAGCAGCGUGCCAGCGAGGCCGGCUGGCUGCGGGGCCGGCCACUGACUCACAGCCAGCUGAUGAGCGGGAGCCACCCUCAGACUUGGCUGAGCUUGGUGCAAAAUGCCGAGGCCUCAGGCACGAGGAAACCAUCCAGCGCCAAAAGGAAGGUUUGGCUGAGCUCCGGGAGAGAGUGAAGAUGCUGGAGAAGAGGCAGUGCUCAGGUGUCAUGAAGAGCAAUUUCGAGCCACUGGUGGUCCAGAUGAGAGACUUGAAAGAGAAAAGAAUUCAACAAAGAGGUCUUGAGCUGGAACCUGCACCUGUGUUGGGAGAAAAACUGAAGGCUGGCAAGGUUCCUGAGCAUGUUCCUCAUGGGGGCUCGUUCAGGAUCAGCAGCUGGGAAGUGGCUGAGGCGACAGACUUGGGUGAGAAGAUGUACCUUGAUGUAAUUGGUGCUCUGGGAAGCCUGGUGGAGAUGAAGGAGCUGUCAGGAAUGCAGCCUCUGCAGCACCUGCCUCAGGAGAGAAGGGCAGAAGUGGGACUGCAGAGACAGAAGGCCCUGGAGCUGUUGUACAAAAAGAUCAGGAACCUCCAGGUUCGCCUGGAAAGGAAAGAAGAAAUGCUGAAAGGUUAUGAGGGAAGUGUGGAGCAGCUCAGGCAGAGCCAAGCUUCCCUGAGAAGGUGCCAGGAGGAGAUGUCCAGCCUGGAAGAUGAAGCCCACAGGGAGGCAGAAGAGAAGGCUCUGCUGCGAGAGGCUCUGGAGAGGAUGCAGCUCCAGCUGGACCAGGAGAAGAGGCUGCGGCAAGCGGCCAAGAGACACAAGCCUGGAGCCACAAAGCCUCUCUGCUCAGGCAAGCCAAAGGCCAAGGAGCUGAUGCUGUCAAAUCAGGAAGCUCACGGGAGCAGCACCACGGGGACCUUCACCAGGUGUUGGUCUGCAGGAGGAACAGGUCAUCACUCUGGACUCUGAGGGUGGAGCUGGCAUGAGGUCUGGGUGCAUUUUGAGGAGCUCCAGUUUGUAUCCUGUAGCUCCUUGGGCCAGUGGACAAUGCUGGACCUUAUUUUCCACGUCCCACAGAAUGUGGU